AACACUGAAGUAGAAUAAUUCAAAAUAUCCGCCAGAGUAGUUUUUGUUAGCUAUUUCUUUGCUCUUCUAUUUGAUUCCUUAUCUAAUAACCUAGGCUUCGUGAUUACAUUAGGUAUACUAUACUUAAUCUUUAUUCGUUAAGCUUGUCGCGUGAACUCUUGAUGCUGAGUUUUAGUGAUCUUUGAAUCGAAGAAAUACCAUCAUGGACCCAAUCGUUAACGUAACGGAGGGAAAGUUAUCAGGAAAAGUUUGCAAAACAACGACUGGAACGCAGUUCUGGUCCUUCAAAGGUAUUCCGUACGCGAAACCACCAGUGGAUGAGUUAAGAUUCGCUGCACCUGAACAACCUGACCCUUGGGAAGGAAUAAGAGAUGCCACUAAGGAGUGUAAUAUAUGUGCCCAGUUUGAUAGAGAGACCCUACAAGUUAUAGGAGAUGAAGAUUGCUUAUAUUUAAAUGUCUAUACACCAUGUUUACCUCAUUCCGAUACUGAUCUACUCCCUGUGAUGGUUUUCUUUCAUGGUGGUGGGUUUUUAUAUGGAAAUGGAACUGACGACUCUGUUCAUGGACCAGAUUAUCUGAUUGAGAAAAAUGUUGUUGUUGUUAGCUUGAAUUAUAGACUUGGAGUACUAGGAUUUCUAUCUUUAGACUGCAAGGAAGCACCUGGUAACAUGGGCUUAAAAGACCAGGUACAAGCCUUGAAAUGGGUGCAACAGAAUAUAAAAAAUUUCAAUGGGGACCCCAAAAAUGUGACCAUCUUCGGUAUAAGUGCUGGUGGGGCAUCAGUAGAGUACCUUUUACUCUCACCAAUGGCGAAAGGGUUGUUCCAUAAAGCAAUAGCUCAAUCUGGCUCAUCUAUACUGCCAUGGGCACAAAGUAACAGGAUUAAAAAGCUUGCUACAAUGAUUCCUCUACUAAAGAAGAAAGUUAUAACUGACAAUCAGGAUUUACUUAAGUUUUUGAAAACUAUGUCUACAAAAGACCUCAUAUCCACUGCCAUGUUGGUAAUAGCAGCUGAUGAAUUUAAAGGGGGAAUACAUUUUGGGUUUGUUCCUAGUAUUGAGAAGCCGGGUGACUGGGAGCCGUAUUUAACUAAAUCUACUUAUAAAAUGUUAGCCCAAGGAGAGUUUAAUAAAGUGCCAUUUAUUAGUGGCUUUUGCUCUCGCGAAGGUCUUGUAAUGCUGCCAUUUCCUAAUGUGUAUGAAAAAAUUGCUAAAGAAAAGAAGUUUGUUGAUUUGCUUCCAUUCCACCUUGAUGAUAUUCAGAAGAUUGAAUAUGAAUCUAAGUUUAAAGCUGUUUAUUUAGAAGGAGAUAAGGAAUAUAAAGAUGAGGAUUCAUUUGCAAUCGACUACUUUACUGAUGUUAAUUUUCUGGGCGGUGUUUAUGUUGCAACUUCACUGAUUGCAAAAAACAACUCUCCUGUAUAUUUUUAUGAAUUCAAGUAUGAUGGAAACUUAAAUUACUUGAAGAAGAAACUUAAAAUUGACAAGGAAGGUGCUUGUCAUGGUGAUGAUGGAGGCUAUUUGGUUAAGAGUGACUUGCUCAAAGAUAAUCUCUCUGAUACAGACAAGUUGGUACGAGAUAGGAUGUGUCAAAUGUGGACUAACUUUGCUAGAUUUGGUGAUCCAACUCCGAAGACAGAUAGUCUUAUAACUACAACAUGGGAACCAAUCGCGGAAACCGGCAUGUCUUGCUUGGUCAUCAAUGACACGCUAACUAUGAAGUAUGACAUUUACCCGGAAAGGAUAAAAUUGUUCAAGGAGCUAUAUGAGAAGUAUUAUUAAAUUUAGUUUGUACAAUUUAUAAAAUGCAAUAUUUUGGUGCAUCUGAGAUUGAGUAUGUAUUGAAUUAAAUAUAUCAGCAAGAGUAAAUAUGAGUUCAGUAAAUUAGCUUUUUGAUUUUGAUGUUUAUUACC
Messenger RNA from Maniola jurtina (meadow brown), 1914 nucleotides. Its product is annotated as juvenile hormone esterase-like. Lineage: Eukaryota; Metazoa; Arthropoda; Insecta; Lepidoptera; Nymphalidae. The record is from RefSeq and is a predicted model, not a curated record. The coding region runs from base 203 to 1783 and encodes 526 amino acids. The transcript has 3 exons.